AUGUGCGACAAAACCUGGGAAUGGCACUACUGCAAGGAGCAGUGCGCGGAUGAAAGCACCGUUCAAAUCGUCCAGUGCAAUAAUAUCAACUGCAACUACCGACGCUUCGGCACUUUUGAUAGUGAGAAGGCCUGGCGUCCUUCGUACAACAAGUGCCAGAAACACGGCUACUACAACCCUCACGAUCGCUGUAGGGCCCCCAAAUGGAUGAUGAACCUGCUGACCAAAGGCUUUACAACGUCUCGCCAGAAGCUCCACCCAGUGCUGCGCGCCCUACUGGGUUCUUAUUCUACCGAUGUUCAACGCUGCGAAAGGCAACGUCGCAGAGUGCCGGCGCUGAGCGAGUGA
Molecule: messenger RNA, 348 nt
Organism: Pyricularia pennisetigena
Lineage: Eukaryota; Fungi; Ascomycota; Sordariomycetes; Magnaporthales; Pyriculariaceae
Exons: 3
Coding region: 1-348 (115 amino acids)
Source: RefSeq, a predicted model, not a curated record